AUGUAUAAUCCAUAUAUACCAGAAAACACACAGGGUGAUGGGACCUCAGCAUCCUCAUCAGUGUCAUUCCCAACACCACCAAAUAAUAUCGAUACCACUACCACCACAUCCACCACCUCCAAUCAAAAUCAACCAGAAUCCAUCAUCAGCAACUUCUUCACCAACACAAACAACCCCAACGCCCCUACCACCAGAAUAACCAACAAACACAUCUCCAGUUCCACCCAUCCUUUUUCGUCCGCCCACAUCAAAAAGAAGAAACAAAACCGUAAAACCAAUAUUCGUGCCUGUGAUGCCUGCGCAAUACGAAAAGUCAAAUGUGAAUCCACUCGACCAUGUAGUCAUUGUGUAUCGAAUCAUCUAAAUUGUACUCAGUUACGAGAAAGGAAGAAAUCAGGACCGAAAACCCUACAUAAGAAAACAUUGGAUUCUAUCAAUAGUUUAAGUGAAGUGAUUGAGAAGAAUACUUUUCCAAGUUCCAGUCGUCCGUCGUUGCUGAAAUCGUCAUCGACGAAUACCGUGUUGUAUUCAAAAGAGGUAAGUGCUCCAUAUGAGGACAUGAGUCAUGGUGGAGAUGGGGGAAGUAGUUCUAAUGAUAGUACUCCUUCAGUUUCAACUGCUGCUUAUAUGUCGAAUGUUUCAUCUUCAAUAACUACUCCGCCAGUUGUAUCAACAGCAAUGGGACCGGGACCGGUUAUGUCGGCAUCAGCGUCGGCACCUAUUCCGAUGACAUCGUCAGUUUCAGCUCCUUUACCGGGAAGAUAUAAUACGCGUCCUAUGCCCCAACAACAACAUCAACAAUUACGACAAUUAGCACCACCGCCACCUCAAAGUAGUGAUGUUGUGCAACAGGAUUAUAUCGUGACUCCAUAUAAUUUAAUUGAGAAUUUGAAUUUGAUAGGUGAAGAACCAUCGAUUUAUGAAUUGGUUAAACCUUUGACUAUUCCAUCAUUGAUGUUGGAUUAUCGAAAAUUAGUUGAUUUCUUAAUAUCAAACUAUCCGAAUAUGACAUCCGCGAAUAAGGAUAUCCCCAAUCCAUUCCAUCUGGAAAUCAACCUUAUAGAUCAUCAUGAUGAUUCAUUAUAUUUAUCGAACUUAUUAAUAAUCCUUACCUUAAAUCAAAUCGUGGCCGAGGUGUUAAUCAAACUCAAAAAACAAAAAUUCAGACUGUUUAUCUCCUAUCUGAAGAAAAAACUCAUGUUUCGACAAUUCAAAACCUUCAAAAACCUCUGUCAUUUCAAAAUCCUCGAAAUAUUCUCCCUUAUAGAAAAGAACUUCAUCGUACCCCCCGUCGUCCCUCAACAUCAACUCAAAUCCCCCACCAUCGCCACCUCAACAACUUCCUCAAAUAGCAAUAAUGCCGUGAACACAAGUGCAGCCUAUCAAUUCCCCCACCUCCUCCAAUAUCAAAUCUACUACAAUCUUUCCCUCACCUGUCUCCAUCUUUGCACAUACUACCACAUCCUAAACCUAACCAACACCCUCAAUAUGACCAACAACAAGGGCCAGAAAUUGAAUUAUGGGAACGAAGCGCAAGAACACCAGAAGAUAAUCUAUAUGAAUCGGGCAAUUACUUAUUUCAGACUCAUAAAUGUCAAUCGAAAUUAUAGUAGUGGAAACACUCAUAAUGAGGAUGAAGAACGGGUUAGGGAAUUAUAUAUCACCUUGUUCACUUUUGAAAGAUAUUGGAUUUGUUUUAGUUCACAUAAUUAUAAUUUAAACUAUGUUCGGAAUAAUGAUGUUAUUCUCCAAUUGGAUGAUUCUAAGAGAAGAGGUGGAGUGGUUGCGAAUGGUGGAAACGGGGGUGGCGGCUUUUUGUAUAGGUUGAUGAAGGUUGCAGAACUGAUUAUUGAACCGAUUUGUAAUGGAUCUAAUUUUAAUGUGUUAUUAGAAUAUAAUGAUGAGUUUCUGAUGAAUUUGGAGAAUUUCACUCAGAUUAGAGGUGAGAUUGAAACUGCGAUACAAGGAAUUGAAAUGGAACAUAUUGAAACGGUCGUGAAGAAUAUUUUGUUGUUUAAGGUGUUAUUAAUCUAUCCAUUAUCAUUCCAGGAAUCAAAGGCGGUCUUGUUGGAGAUUAUAAUGGCAUUGAAUGAAGCAUUGGAAGUGGGUGAUUGUGAUGUAUUCAAGGUGCAAAUGUCCAAUUAUCAAUUAUUACAACCUAUGUUACAUAUGUUAAAGAUUGCAUUAGAAAUGAAACUGGUUGAAACAACUACAAAAAUGUUUCCAGAGGGGAAUAAUAGUCAACAAGAUCAAGAAAUAUUGAUUAGAUAUAGUGAUAAUUUACUCAAACAUUUCCCAUUCUUUAAUAAUAUCAAUAAAUUAAUCCGAGCACAUAAGAUUUUGAAUAAUUGGUUCCUUAAUUUAAGUGAAUAUAGAAGAAGAGAAAGUGAAAGACAAGAACAAGAGGCCCAACAACAACAACAACAAGUGAAACAGGAACCACAUGACCAAGGCAUGUCGAUGAGAAUGGUAUCUCCCCCCCCGCCACCAGCACCUCCUCAACAUGUUCCCCACCAUCAACAGCAUCCAAUGCAUCAAUUCACCAACAUGACUCCACACGGAAACGCAGCCUCUCCUCCAUUCAUGCAACAACAACUACAGCCACCUCCUCUGAGUGGACCACCAACUGGUCCACCGACAAUCAGGUCCGAUAUGUUCGAUUUAGACAUUUCAUAUCUCUUGAAGGAUUUCCAUGGAUCAAAUGUCGAUGAAUCAGGAGGAUUUAUGUCAAAUAAUAGUAGUACCAAUACCAAUAACUCCGGACAUAAUUAUAGUCCAGAAUAUGAGACCUAUCAACAACAGCAACCACCUCAUCGACCUGAAGACGAAGAAGACGAUGAAUACGAGGAAGAAGAAGAAGAUGAUGGGAUAUUUACGAUUGUGCCUAGACAACAACAUGGAAAUUCGUUAGCUGCUGCAGUACUGACUGACCAAGGGGAGCAGGCAAAGAGAGAAGAAGAAGGGAAGUCGUAUACUGGAUAUACACCGAAUGAGAGCAGUGGAGCAGGAGUUGGUGUUGGAGGAGGUGGGAAUAAUUUUGGUAAUUCGAUGAGUAAUUUGACUAUGUUGGGUAUUAGCGCAAGUACUAAGAAUUUCUUCAAUUUGUUGACUACUACACCUGGGGCGAAUAAUAAUAGUAGUGGGAAUAAUAAUAAUAAUUUUGACGAUACAAGUGGAGCUGGAGGAGUCAAUGGAGGAGCCAAUGGUGGUGGAGGGGGAGGUAGUGGAGGGAGUUUUCUUCGAUUAUUUCCAUUUAAUAAUAUUGAGAGUUCUAGUAGAGAUGAAUGA
Messenger RNA from Hemisphaericaspora subhashii, 3288 nucleotides. RefSeq lists its product as uncharacterized. Gene Ontology annotation, molecular function: zinc ion binding; DNA-binding transcription factor activity, RNA polymerase II-specific. The record is from RefSeq and is a predicted model, not a curated record. The transcript has a single exon. The coding region runs from base 1 to 3288 and encodes 1095 amino acids. Lineage: Eukaryota; Fungi; Ascomycota; Pichiomycetes; Serinales; Debaryomycetaceae. Gene Ontology annotation, biological process: regulation of DNA-templated transcription.